Molecule: messenger RNA, 1632 nt
Organism: Pectinophora gossypiella (pink bollworm)
Lineage: Eukaryota; Metazoa; Arthropoda; Insecta; Lepidoptera; Gelechiidae
Product: pyruvate kinase-like
Exons: 9
Coding region: 1-1632 (543 amino acids)
Biological process (GO): glycolytic process
Cellular component (GO): cytoplasm
Molecular function (GO): magnesium ion binding; potassium ion binding; pyruvate kinase activity
Source: RefSeq, a predicted model, not a curated record
AUGUGGCCUACUGAUUUUGAUAUUAAACUUGAUGAUUUUGAUGCCAUGGAGCUGCCUGGUCAGCAGCUUGCCUCAGCACAUGCGUAUACGCCGCUAGACCAUGUACUGAGCCUUGAUAUAAAGAGUCCAGCGGGCUGUCUACGAAUGACGUCGAUUAUAGCAACAAUGGGAAAAUCAACAUAUGAUAUUGAUAUAAUGGUGAAAAUGAUGGCAGCGGGUAUGAAUAUAGCAGUUCUGAACAUGUCCUUUGGCUCAAGAGAAGAAAACGUUGAAACUAUAAAAAUGCUGCGACAGGCUGUCAAACAAUACAGCACAUUAAUGGGCAGACACUACCCUCUAGCCGUAGCUGUUCGACUAACUGGAAGAAAAAUUAGGACUGGACGGAUUGCAGAAACUUACGGUGACGAAGUAGAAUUAAAGGUUGGAGAAGUAGUCAGAUUAACCACUGAUGAAACGUAUAGAGACCGUUGUUCUAUGUACACGGUAUACAUAGACUUCAUGCUCUUCGCUGACCAACUCAAAAAGAGGGACUUGGUACUAUUAGAUAAUGAAACUAUUAUGUUACAAGUGGAAGUCAUAUCCACUACCACCCUUACGUGCAAGAUCGAAAGAGGUGGCAUGCUAGGGUCAUAUAAAGACGUAUUCGUACCAAAUGUAGUAUUCGAAAUGCCGAAUUUUUCUGAAAAGGAUAAGUUAGAUAUUGCCAUGGCUGUCCAUCUACAGGUGGACCUUAUAAUCGCUUCCUUUGUAAACAGCAGAGCAACUAUUGAAGAACUAAAACAAAUUUUGGGAGAAAAAGGAAAGAAAAUAGGUAUCAUAGCCAAUAUUAUGACUAUUGAAGGCUAUAGAAACUUUGAUGAUAUUCUUAAUAUAGCCGAUGGUGUAAUGAUUACAAGGCAAGAAUUAGGAUCAGAUAUUAGCCCGAAGAAGUUAGUAAUUGCGCAGAAAAAUAUGAUUGCUCGAGCGAAUAGAGCGAAUGUCCCAAUAAUGGUUUGCGCUCAUCUGUUGAGCAGCAUGAGGUUCCAACAAAUAGCUCUGAGAGCGGAACUUUUGGACAUAGCCAAUUGCAUCCUCGAUGGUGUCGAUGGGCUGGUACUCUCAGCUGAAACGGCUGUUGGCAACUACCCUGUGGAAACAGUAUCUUGCCUGAACUUGGCGUGCAAGGAAGCCGAAGCGUGUGUAUGGACAAAACAACUGUUUUAUGAUCUCAUCGAUAAGACUCCAUUACCAUGCGACCAAGCAACAGGUGCGGCCCUGGCCGCAGUGUUGGCCGCUCAGAGGGCCAUCGCAGCCGCCAUAGUCGUAGUGACCACAACAGGCCAGUCCGCCCACAUCGUGGCCAAGUACCGCCCACGGUGCCCAGUGAUCGCUAUCACACGAUACGCCAUCAUCGCCCGACAGAUGCACAUGUGGAGAGGGAUAUUGCCGCUUCACUACGAAACAACUCCAGACCCGGAUUGGCAGGUGGAUAUUGAGAAGCGGGUGGCAUUUGCCUCCAAGUGGGGCAUGGACCGUGGCUUCAUCAGGGUCGGUGACCCCAUCGUGAUCGUGUCUGGGUGGCAACACGGUUCAGGGUUCACCAACACCAUGCGAAUCAUCUACGCUGCUGCGGAAGCCGUCGUUAUUCAAUGA